AUGGACGAGUGGACUUCGAAGCAGCUCCCUGAGCGCCUGCCCUUCUCCAAGAAGCGGCUGCCAAAGCGCGUCAUAUUCUCAUAUAUCAUCGACUACCUCAUCAUAGUGGUCCUCAUCGGCGUCUUCACUAUCAUCGACAAAGUUCCACCCUUCCACCAGCCCUUCGCGCUGCAAAACUACACCCUCCACUACCCCUUCGCCGUCAAAGAACGUGUGCCCGUCUCGCUACUAUGUGUCAUCGUCGUUGGCGGCCCAGCAGUCAUCAUUGCUUUCUACACCCUCGUCAUUGAUGGGCUGUUUUCCCACCAGACCGCCAUGCCCACGAGCAGGGCUGGAGUCAAGCGACUGAGCGGCAGAUACAGGUUCAAAGACCGCCUGUGGGAAUUAAACUGCGGUAUCCUUGGCCUUGGCCUGAGCGUGGGCGCAGCCUUCACGAUCACAGGAGCACUGAAGAACGCAAUUGGAAAGCCACGUCCAGAUCUCAUUUCUCGAUGCAAGGUGAGAGAAGGAACGGCCGUCGAUCUGACAAGCUUGGUGCUCGUCACCAUCGAUAUCUGCACGCAGACUGACAACUACAUCCUACAAGACGGCUUCAAGAGCUUCCCCUCAGGACACAGCAGUGUCUCUUUCGCCGGAUUGUUUUAUCUCUCGCUGUAUCUCGCCGCAAAACUGCAUGUCAUGGAUGCCAAGGGCGAGGUUUGGAGGACGUUCGUCGUUAUGGUUCCAACUCUCGGUGCUGCUCUCAUCACCGGUACACGCAUCAUGGACGCUCGUCAUCACCCUUUCGAUGUCCUCUCUGGCGCUGCUCUCGGUAUACUCGUAGCAUGGGCAGCCUAUCGACAAUACUUCCCAUCGGUGUCAGAGACCUGGAAAAAAGGACGUGCGUACCCAAUUCGCGCCUGGGGUCGGGGACCUGCUCCCCCACCAGCUCCUCAGAUUACAAUCGACGAAGAUGUGCAACCACUACGACAAAUGGGCAAGUCGUUGGGUCCAAUAGACGAAGAGCGUGGAGAAGCUUCUGGCAUUGCGGCGUCUGGGGACAGCGAGCAUGGUGGAAACGUCUUCCGACAGCAAAUCUCAAACUCACAACGUAGACGCCAGGGGGAUGCGCCAUAUGGAGUGGAUCGCAGCGACACACUAGCAUCGAGCAACUAUCGCUCCGACACUUUAGGCUCGACGUAUCGAUCUAAUACCUUGGACUCCUCAUUGUCUACCAAGGUCAACAGAUACCAGAACGAAUUGCCUACCACAAAUCCUUUCGCUACAACGGCUGCGCGCCAACAUAGGAUGGAAUCAUACGACUACUCAUCUUCUGAGGAUGACGAGCCCUACGAACUUCAGCCAACGGGAGGAGCCUACAACCCAGUCUCGGGACGCCUGACCGAUACUGGAUACCAUCCUCCACAAGGGAUAUCGCCUAACCCUACACCUCCACCGCCGCCCGUGAACACAUUUGUUCCUCCCCAUCUCAACACGAUGUCACCGACUGGAGACCUGAGCGACAGGAGAGACGUGGGACCACCUCCGCCACCACACGCUGUAGGGACAACCCCUCAGCAGAUAUGA
This is a messenger RNA of Ascochyta rabiei, 1566 nucleotides long. RefSeq lists its product as uncharacterized. NCBI's taxonomy places the organism in Eukaryota, Fungi, Ascomycota, Dothideomycetes, Pleosporales, Didymellaceae. Bases 1 to 1566 code for a protein of 521 amino acids. The transcript is spliced from 5 exons. Gene Ontology annotation, molecular function: phosphatidate phosphatase activity. Gene Ontology annotation, biological process: phospholipid metabolic process. The record is from RefSeq and is a predicted model, not a curated record.